Messenger RNA from Tetrahymena thermophila SB210, 8991 nucleotides. RefSeq names its product transmembrane protein, putative. The record is from RefSeq and is a predicted model, not a curated record. Lineage: Eukaryota; Ciliophora; Oligohymenophorea; Hymenostomatida; Tetrahymenidae. The transcript is spliced from 16 exons.
AUGACAUAAUUGACUUUUAAUUUUUUAAAGGUAGCUUUAUUCCCUAUCUUGCUUAUCUAUGUUAAUUGUAUAGGGUGCCCGUUUUGGUAAUCUUACGCAUCAAGCCAUAGUCAGCCAGUUCAAAAAAUACUUCUUCUUAAAUCAAAUCCAUAAAAUGACUAAGAAGAUAUUGCCGCCAUGAUUGUUAGUCCUUUUGCAGUUGGAAUUUUUAAUUUAAAAACAAAUUAAUAGUAUGAUCUAGCUGUAAUAAGAGAACCUAUAGUAUUUUAUUAAGUAGAUAAAGAUGAUAGAUCAGCUUUAAAAAUUUCUCUCUUACACACUUUAGACUCUAAUGGCAGAGUAAUUGAUUGGAACCCUCUAAAUGGUUUGAAGUAAAACACAAUCUAGAUUCCAAAGAAUAUUACGAUAAGCUAAGAUUCUUGCUUAAACUCAUAAGAAAAGCUAGUUUUUUCAUGGAACACUACUCAUAUGUUCGCAAUUGAUUUUUCAUAAUAGUUGAGUCAAAAUUAAGGCAUUUUUGUAUAAGAAAUUAAUUUUUAGAGGAAAUUAAUUAAAUGUAUAAAUGAUAAACCUAAUAGGCGAUUUUUACUAAUUGAUUCUUAAGGAGGGAUAAGAUCAUUUGAUAUCUAAUAAUAAGUUUUGACUUUGUUGAUAUAACUUGAUUAAUUUAAUUAACUUUAAUCAAUAUUUCCCUCCUUGAAUCUAAUCGCAAUUUCUUAUUUACAAAAUAAUAAAUAAAAUUUUGUAGUUUCUUACAAAAAUUCAUAAUUACUAUUCUAGUAGUAAAUAAGUUCCAUUCCAGUCUAGAUUUUAAUAAACAAUCAGGAAGACCAAUUAAUACUAAUUGGAUAAAAAAAUUUGUUUUAAGUGUGGUAAAUAAAAUAAAAUAGUCUCAUUUAUUAGGCAGACUUUUAAUCUAUCAAAUGUGAUUUUAGAGAUUCUAUCUUCAACUAAGUAGAUAGUGUUAUAAACUUUAAAUUUGGAUCUGUUAGCAGGAAUAAUGAGGUCAUCGCAAUUUCGGAUAAGUAUGUAUUUGCCUUUAAUCUAGAUAAGUAAUAACCCAUCAUUUUCAAAAAUUAAAAUUUUGGAUUUAAUUUUACACAAGGAUAUAUGGUAGGUAGUAAAAUAGCUAUAAGUAAUGAUUAAAGUGUAACUAUACUAGAUACAGUGACGCAAAGAUUUAAUUAUGUUACUAAUUAUUAUUUUCCGACAUAAACAAAUUAUGAUGUUAUUGAAAAAAUAGAAGUAGAUGUAGACUUAAAUAGGAUAAUCUUUGUCAAUCAUAAUGGAAUGAUUUUCAUUUGGUCAUAUUUUGAUAGCACAUUUGAAAGAUUUAUACCUCUUUUAAAUAGUGAUUCAACUUUUUUUAUUGAUAAAUAGCUUAAUAAAUUAGUUGUAUUAGGCGUUUCAUUUGGAAUCGGUAUAUACUCAAGUUUUAGUGUAAUCCUAGAUUAUAUAAAUUUGACAGUAACAGAUAUUCUUAGGAUACCUUUUUAAAAUCCUAUAGUAUAAGAACUAGGUUAUGUUUAAGAUAAAAUAAAUGGGAGAUUAGUUUAACAGUCCUCUACUAAUUUAAGAUUUAUGCUUAUACCUAGAACCAAUUUUAGAGCUAUAAACAAUUCGAUAUCUAGUAAUCCAAAAAUCCAACAAAGUUAAUCAAUCAUUUAAUAUGUGAUAGAUGAAUCUAAAUCUCUUUUGAUUACGAUUAACAGCUAAUAUUAUUUAUAUGUUUUGAACAUAAAGGAUGGAACUUUACUUUAUUCUUAGGUGCUUGAAUUCAAUAAUAUUCUAAUGUUUAACAUAUAUCCUGAUCAAUAAAUAGUUACAAUAAGUAGCAUAAAUGGAAAAACCAUAAUAUUUAACUAUAUUAAAUAUACCCUUUAGGGUAUCUUAAAUUAUCAAAAAAAUUAGGCACAAUAUUUUGAUUCGUAAAACAAAAAUCUUAUUAUGAUGUCUGACGUUAACGUAUUAACUAAACCUCUUCAAAGCUUAGGUUUGAUAAAUCAGUUUUUUAUGGGAAUAAUUACUAACUACUACUUAGAGAAGUAAAGUAGCCUUUUAUUUAUUUUGUCUAAUUAAGUUUAAAUUUACAAUUUCAAAACAUAAGAGUAUCUCCCACCAUUUCCAAGCAUAGAUAUUCAAAAAGCGCAAUAUAUAUAUGCAAUUUCAUCAUAAGAUUUGAUUUUUAUUCAAUUUAGUUCAUAAGGUAAUUCAACAAUUUCUAUGUAUAAGCUAAGUACGUAUUCAUAUUUAAGAGACAUUGAUUUUUCUUAUACAAUAUGCUAAAAUCUAUAGUUUUUAAGUUAUGAUGAAAAUUUAAAUAGAUUAUUCGCUGGCUGUAUCCCAUGGAAUGUAAUUGUUUGGGAUAUUAAUUAAAAUUUUAAAAUAACAAAUAUUAUUGCCUUAAAUAACCCUUUGCAAAUAUAAUUUAACAUAAAGACUAAAGCUAUUCUGGUUUCUCAAUACACAUGGUUCAUAUCUCGUCUUGAUUACAACACACUUGCAAAGCAAGCUACUAUAAAUGGAAUAUUUUCAGAUUUUGAUUAUGAAAGAGGUCUUUAAUUCACUUGGGAUUAAAAUGGAGAUAUAAGACUUUAUGAUCCAAAUUCUAAAGGAUUUGCUUUUUAGCAUGCACAUUAAGGUUGGAUUAAUUCAGCAAUAAUAGACAGUACUAAUAUGAUUAUUACUACAAUUGGCUCAUCGCAAACUCUUAAGGGAUAACUUAAAAUAUAAUUUUUAGAUAAAGAUAACAGUAAAAUAUACGCAGGUGAUGCUAAUGGAAUUAUUUAUCAAUUAAGCUAUCCUGAUUUGACUCUAAAUAAUAUGAUUUAAGUAUAUUAAACUGAAUUGGACAUGUUAUUUAUAGACUUUAAUCUAAAUAUUCUAAUUUAUGGUUCAUCUGUAGGAAAAGUAUUUGGUUACUACAAUUUGAUAGAAUUUAUAGCACCUUAUGCUUAUUAAAAUUCUCAAACCAAAUUAGGAGUUUUAUCUGUUUUGAAAACUGAAAAAGGACUUUUAUUUCAUUAAAGUUAAACAGGUGUUUAGUUAUGGAAUGAAUCUAGUUCGUAGUUAUAGUUUGGAUUUUAUGUUUACUCAGACAGCAAUUAAUUUUAUUCCUAUACUAAAUUUUUAAUUUUACAAGGUUAAAAAAAGAGGGCUUGUUUGAUUAUACCAUAGUAAAUAAUAUUUUUUGAUCUUGAUACUUUAGAUGUCUUAAACAUCAACUUAUAAUAUUGUGCGAAAAGUAUUUAGCUUCCUUCAUUUCUAAUCUGCUCGCUUAAAAACUAAUUAACUAUAAUAAAACUUGAUGAUUAUACUACAUUACAGACAAUUGUUUAAUAAGAUAUCUAAUUUACUAUCAAUAUCUAGAAUAUAGAUAAUAAAAAUUCUUUUUUUGUUACAACAACUCAAGGAGAGGUUAUUUGCUAUAACUUUGAUCAAGCAACAAAUUAAUUUUAAUAAUAAUUCUAUUCAAAAUUGCUUGACAAAGGCAUUUCUAAUUACUUAUUUAUAAUAAAAGAUAAUUAUUAUUAUAUUUUAAUUACGUCCUUCACAGGAUAAUUUGGCUUUCUUUAAAUUUCCUAAUAACUAAUUAUUCAGACUUAAAAAUUGAUCAAUUUUUAAGGUACAUCUUCUCAUGCUCAUAAGAUUGUGCAUUAUAAUGAUAUGGUUUAUAUAAAGAGAGUUGGUGAUUUAUAUUUGAGUAUCUAUGGAUUAUAAUAAUUUAAUUUGAUAAAUAAAAUAUCUAGCCCUUGUAUGGGCUACGCAUAUAAAUUUGACAUGAGUACAGAUUUAGAUAUUAUUUUAUAACAUUGUGUUGGUAUAUAUUAAGUAAAUGCGCUUUCGAGUAACUAAUAUUUAGCUUCAGGAAGGUUCACUAAUCAAGUAAAACUGUCAGAUGUAUAUACGCCAAUUUAAAAUUAAAUAAUACUUAUAAACAAAAACUAUUUUAUAGACGUUUACAAUCUUCAAAUAUUGAUUUACUAAAUAGAUUAUGCUAAGGCUAAAGUUAUUAUGUUGGGAAAUUUUUAUUAUCCAGAAAAGUCAAUAGGUUAAAUAGCUGAUUAUUUAAUAUUUUAAGAUUAAAAGAAUACCUACGUCCAACUCAUACUCUAUUCUUUUACUAAUGUAGGAAAAAUCCAACUACCAAUUAGUGGAGAAAGUAUCUGUUAAGAAAAAAUUGCAUACGAACAGUUUACAGAAACCUUGUUUUAAAUUUAAAUGAUUUUUCAGCGAAUUUAAAGCUAUUAUAUAAUUUAAAAGCUAAUAUUCUAAUUAACUAUUGUUUAAGAGAUGGUUUUAUAGCCGCUACCUUAAUCCACAUUUUCAUUAAACACUGAAAUAGAUAUUAUAUUUUAAAUACCAGGUAGAUAAAGUUUUGAAGUUUAGAAAGCAUAUAUUUCUGAAAAUCUAUUUCAAUCCUUUAAUGGAUACUUUUAAAUCAGCUUGAUAAACCUCUUCCUUGAGCCAGUGAUUAGAUCAAAUAAUAUUCUCAUAUACUCAAUUUAGAAUAUUACCUAAUUCUAGCUGGUUAAUAUCUAGCUUUCAUCUUAAGUAUUCUCAACGUUUUAAAUAUAGCAAGUUUAGUCCGUUUUAUUUGAUAGACUACACUUAUAAGGCAUAAAUAUAAUAAGCAAUAAGCCAUUUAUUUUAUUUAGUUUUACUUAAGUUAAAAAUAUCAACUUCUAAUAAACACUUAUAACAUAAUCAUUUUUUACCAAAGUAAUUUUAUUUUAUUUUGAAGGUGAUAUAGAUGAUACUAAUCCCUCAAAAAUAUUAAUUACUAAUUUUGUAGUUGACAAUUCAUCAUUUAUAUAUGAUCAAGAUGAUCAAAAUUCAGCUCCAAUUGUAAUUAAAAAAUUCAAUGAAGUAAAUUUAAGUUAAUUUACUGCCAAUCAAAAUAAAGGUUCAGCUAUCCCUCUUUUAAAAGGCUUUAUAAUAGCAAAAUAUACCUUACAAGAUAUAUUCUUUAUGAAAAAUGAAAAUACUAUGCUUUUUCAAUAUUAAAAUAGCAUAUAAACUUUCCAAAAUGAUUUAGAAAUAGUUCAAAAAAAAAUAACAGAUGAGGUAGAUAUAAAAAAUUUAUAAAUCUCAAAUAAUAGAAUUAAUUAACCAUCUUUGUUCCCUCUUUUUUCUAUUACAGCCUCUUAAUUGCAGAUUAACGAAAUUUUUGCUGAACUAAAUUUUGCUACUUCUUCUAAUCCUAAUUCACUAUUUAAUUUCUAGCCAAAUAAUGUAAUAAUGACAAAUGUUACUUUAAAAGAGAAUUAAGGUAAUUAAAAUCUUUUUACGAUAUAAAAUACAUCUCAAGGAAGUAUUAAAAAUUUGACUUUACUGAGUAACGUAGUCAAUUCUGUUUUAUCAAUAAGCCAAUCUUAAAUUACAAUUUCAAAUGGAUAAUUACAAUAAAACUAAUCAAAAUAAACUAAAUUGUAAACUUCUGUUUUUAAUAUUUUACAAAAUUCUAACAUUUUUAUGAGUAAUUUCAAAUUUGAAUAAAAUAAAUCAAAUAAUGGAGGAUCAAUAUUAGUAUCCUAGAGCUAAUUAUUUAUAAGCGAAUGUUCUUUUUCAGGAGAUAAUAGUUAUGCUAGUGGAGGUUCAAUCUUUUCAUAAAACUCAUAAUUGACUAUUUACUAAAGCACAUUUGAAUAAUGUUCUUCUUAGGUUGGAGGAUGCCUGUAUGUAUAAGAAGGAUAACUAAACAUAACUUAAUGCAAUUCUCAAAAUACAAUUGCAAAUUAAUCAGGUGGAUUUUUAUAUAUUGGCUCGGUUGAUCAAUUUAUUUUAGAAAAUAUAAACGUCUUUAACAGUGUAUCAUAAGGCGAUGGUGGAUCUCUGUAUAUUUCACAGUCUAUUGGAGCAAAUUCUAUUAUUAAAAAUAAUACUUUUUUUAACAGCAAAGCAAAAGGGAGUGGAGGUGCUAUAUUUUUAGAUAAUUCUAAUUUCUAGAUAGUUUAAUCCAAAUUUGUGAGUAAUAGUGCUGGUAUAGGAGGUGCAAUAAGAUACACAAAUUUAAAGCCUUCUUUUAUGAUGAAAUCAAAUAAAGAGGAUAAAGACUCUUGCAAUACAUACUAAAAUAAUAGUUGCUAAGAGAACUCGGCUAUCAUAUUUGGUAAUUCAAUAGCUAGUUAUCCUACAACAGCUUUAAUACUACCAAGUGAACGUUUCAAUGUUCAUUCUGAUUUCCCUUAUUUUAGAUUUAGUAACUUUUAAAGCGGAUUAACUAACUUUGAUCUAACAAUUGUUUUUUUUGAUGAGUUUUCUGCUCCUAUCAAUUAAAUUGAUAUGUAAAAUUAAUCUAUAACUAGUUAAUUGAGUUCAGAUUUAUUAAAGGAAAUCAGUUAAUAUAGCUGUAGAGCUUAUUUAGAAUAGUAAAAUGCAAUCUUAUAAAAUCAGACUAUUAAACUAGAUGGUGCAACUCUAGCAGAAUACUAAUAUAAUAGCAAUAAAUAAGUAGGUUGUUUUUUACAUAACUUUAAAAUCACUGGAGUUCCAUCUUCAAAAUCAUCUAUGAGACUUUAACUUAAUGGAAUGAAGGCAGUGAAUAAAAAAAAUUAAUUUGAAGAUGUUGAUAAUAUUUAAGUUGAUAUUUAAUUUAGAAGUUGCAAAACUGGAGAAAAUUAUAACGAAAUUUGUUAAAACUGUUUAAUGAAAGAGUGUGUUGAAUGUUAAAAUGGAACAUAUUCAUUAAUUUAUCCUACUGAAAACAAAAAAAACGAAUGUAAGAGCUGUGAUAUGUCAUAAGCCUAUUCUUGCUUUGGAGAUUAAAUUUUGUUAAGAGAAAAUUAUUGGAGAAAAAGCAAUGAUUCAGAUAUAAUAUAUAAGUGUGAUAUAAUAGAUAAUUCUUGUAAUGGUAAUGCAUAAAAAGGCUACUGUGCAGAAGGAUAUGUAGGGCCUUUGUGUUCAUUUUGUGACAUUUCUGGAAAAGUAUGGGGAGAAUCAUACUAAUUUGAUAAUACUGUGAUAAAUAAUGGAAUUUAAUGUACUAAAUGCUCUUUAAGUUCAUCUUUUUUAUUUAAAGAAGUUGUAAUAUUUUUAGUAAUAAUACUAUAUUUGAUUUUCUUAGUAAUUUAAUCCCAAGAUAGCAACUGUAAGGUAUGUGCUAUGAGAAUAUUAUAAUCUCUUGAUUUAUUAUAUCUCGGUGUUUCAUCAUUUUUGUCUGAUAAUGAGGUUAUAUCUAAAAUAAUUAUUAACUAAUUUCAAAUACUUUCUACAUUAAAGUAUAGUUUAGGUUUGAACAUUUCAUAAGCUUUCUCAAGUUUUUUAACUAUUCCUUAGGCUGCAUCUUAACCUAUCAAUUAGUUCACUUAUUCAUUUGACUGCUUUUUUACAAAACUAAAUUUAAAGAUACCUAUCUAAUAUUUUAGAUUUAUGUUUCUCUCUAUCAUAUUCCCCAUAACAUUAAUCAUUUUCUUUUUUAUCUUUGUAUAUAUCAUUCUAUCUACAAUAUAAGGAUUUUCUCCAUAGUAAUAUUUCUUUUAUAAGACUAAGUAUAUCAGAUUGAAUGUACUAAUAAGCAUGUUUACAGUCUUUUCUUAUAUUGCUUCAUAAAAUAUUUAUUAAACUGCUCUUCAAAGUAUUUUCUGUGAAGAAUUCGGCGGAACUUAUUAUAUGAAGAGCUAAAUGGAUUAAAUUUGCUAUACCGAAGAGCACUACUUUUAUAUUUUAAUCCUUAUAGGUCCUGUUCUAUUCAUAGUAACUAUAAUAUAUCCAUCUACAAUGUUUUUAAUCCUUUAUCGAAACAGAUUUAAAUUGUUUGACCAAAAAUUAAAGUAGAUUAAUAUAAUCAGAAGGUAUGGAUAUUUAUUUAAAGGAUAUAAAAAAAAUACAUGGUGGUGGGAAAUAUUGAAAACCUGGUAUAAAUUUAUAGUUAUCUUAUUGGCUACAUAUUACAGUUCCUCUAUUUUAAUAUAGAUAUAAUUUAUCAUAUUCCUGCAAUUAAUAUAUCUCUAUUUGCUUAUGAAAUAUUAACCCUACCAACAUUCAAAGAUGAAUAAAUUAGAAAAAAAAUCUGUGAUAUACACACUGCUGAUAUUUUAAAUUUCGAUUAUUUACUAUUAUAAUUAAGACACUAUAGUAGCUAAAUUUGCAUAAAUAGGAUUUGUUUUCAUAUUUACCAUUUUGUUUGGUAAUAUAUUUAUAAUAAAAAGUUUACUAUUAAUUUAUUUAUUUAUUUUUUUUGAAAUAGGGAGACUAUUUUUUAGUAUUUUAGAAGUUCAAUUAAGAUUAAAUUUCUAUUUAUUCGAAAAAACAAAAAGAGUAAGAUAAUUCUUAAGAAGAUUACUUUUACCAAAGUCAGAAAAUGGAUUUAAAUUUUUUUUAAAAAAUUAUUUAUUCUAAAAUAAUUGGGGCUUGUAUAAUAUAAUAUACAAAAAAGAUUAUAAUCCUUAUAGAGUUUUUAGCAAGUAUUUAUUUCACUUUACUUACAAAUUAAUUUUUAAUUUAAUAAUUUUUAAAUAAAUAAACAUAUAAUUAAUUAAUUAAUUUUUAUAUUUUUAAAUUUAUUUUUAAUUCAUUAGCUGGAAAAAAGUUAGAACUGCUUUUUAAUUGAGAAAAAUUGAAUAAAUUCCAAAGUAGAAGCUUAGUAAUGAAAGCUCGAAUAGCCAGAAGAUGAUAAUUUCUAUAAGUAAUUAUGUUGACCCUUUUUAAGGUUUAAAGUAUGGUUAAUGUAAACCACAGUUUAUUUAAGAACAACUUUAAAGUAUUUAACAAUAAUAGAUUAAUUAAAAAAGUUCUCAACAAGCAUUUCAGCAUUCAAAUAUUUUUUUACCAAAAUAAAAAAAUAAUGUUCCAAGUUAUGUUUCAAAUUUUCCUUCAGCUGAUAUAGCUAAUUUGAUACCUUAAAUUGAAUUAUCUAAAUAAAUACCUAAAGUUGAAUUACCUAAUUAAAUUCCUAAAAUUGAACUAUCUAAUUAAAUACCUCAGGUUAUUUAAAAUAAUAACAAAGAAAUUACAGGAAAGAAAAAAAAGCACUUUUACAAAUUAAAAUGA